AUGUACCUCACAGCUACAAGACCGGAUAUUGCAUAUUCUGUAAGUUUGAUAAGUUGCUUUAUGGAAGAGCCAAAUGAGAGUCAUUACUUGGCAGCAAAGCGAAUUUUGAGAUAUCUACAAGGCACCCAAAAUCUGGGAAUUUUCUAUAAGGCUGGAGAAAAUGAAGAAUUAAUUGCUUAUACCGAAAGUGAUUAUGCAGGAGACCUUGAUGACAGGAAGAACACUUCGGGCUAUGCUUUCUUGCUGGGAGGAGGUGUUAUUUCUUGGGUGUCGAAGAAGCAGCCGGUUGUUAGCUUAUCCACAACAGAAGAAGUAGAGUUUAUAGCAGCCGCGUUAUGUGCUUGUCAAUGUGUUUGGCUGAGAAGAAUUUUGGAACAUCUAAGUCAUUGUCAAGAAGGAGCUACUGUGGUGUUUUGUGACAAUGUCUCAACAAUUAAAUUAUCCAAAAAUCCAGUUUUGCAUGGAAGAAGUAAAUAUAUUGAUGUUCAGUUUCAUUUUUUGAGAAAUUUAUGUAAUGAUGGUGUUAUUGAGCACUAUUGCAAUACAAGAGAUCAGUUAGCAGACAUCAUGACAAAGCCACUUAAAGUUGAAGAAUUCCAACCUAUGUUAAGUGCUCUAGGAAUGCUUGAUGAGUAUGAGAUAAACUGUUGCAAGGAGCAUACAGUUUAA
This is a messenger RNA of Lathyrus oleraceus (garden pea), 669 nucleotides long. RefSeq names its product secreted RxLR effector protein 161-like. The transcript has a single exon. The record is from RefSeq and is a predicted model, not a curated record. NCBI's taxonomy places the organism in Eukaryota, Viridiplantae, Streptophyta, Magnoliopsida, Fabales, Fabaceae. The coding region runs from base 1 to 669 and encodes 222 amino acids.